Molecule: messenger RNA, 2693 nt
Organism: Labrus mixtus (cuckoo wrasse)
Lineage: Eukaryota; Metazoa; Chordata; Actinopteri; Labriformes; Labridae
Gene: noxo1a
Product: NADPH oxidase organizer 1a
Exons: 8
Coding region: 232-1806 (524 amino acids)
Biological process (GO): superoxide anion generation
Molecular function (GO): superoxide-generating NADPH oxidase activator activity; phosphatidylinositol binding; protein binding
Source: RefSeq, a predicted model, not a curated record
UCGCAAAGAGCUGUGUUGGUGCAACGCUGUACUUUCCUGCUGUAAGUGACGAGCAUAGUUUCCACCUGGGCUUUUCUGUACGUGACUCACGCGGGGCCACACCCUGCACCCUGCGCUGCACGGACACAUUUAAAAGCACCUGUUGGGCUUCUCUGUUGCAGUCGCAAAUCAAACCGAGUUUGAGAGCUCAUACCUGGACUAUUCGACACACUUUGACUCUGUCGCUUCACCAUGGAGGAGCAGCGGUAUCCCAUCAGUGUCCGUCUUAUUGGACUGAUGCUCAAGGAGAAGAACAAAAUGUACAUGACCUCUGUGCUUUGGUCGGACCAGAAUGAUAUUGUUGUAUACAGAACUUUGGCGGAUUUCGUGAACAUGCAUAAACAACUGAAGAAAGCUUUCCCACCUGCUAGUAAACUCAAAAAAUCCAACAGAGUCAUCCCUAAAUUUCACGCCAAAAAGAAGAAGCGCAGCGGCAAUAAGAAGAGCGCCACCAGGUCACUGACGCGGCUCAAGUCUUUGCAGAAAUACUGUAAUGAACUUCUGCGCUGCGACCCGAGAGUCUCUCAGUCUGCAGACCUCAUCCAGUUCUUCCACCCCAAAGAGCAGGACCUGAAGCCGGAGUUCUCCAAGAACAGCAUCAUGAUCAUGCCUUCAGAGGAUGAAGUCGAGGCCAAUGCAGGCCAGGCCGGCGGCAACGUGACCCAGCCGUUUGUCACGGAGACGUACAGAUGUGUGGCGACGUACGAGACCAAGGACACCAAGAACAAACCUUUCAACGUGGCAGUGGAUGAAAAAGUAGACGUGCUCAUCAGAGACAAAGCAGGGUGGUGGCUGGUGGAGAAGGAAGACAAGCGCAUGGCCUGGUUCCCUGCACCCUACCUGGAGAAGCUGGCAGAUGAAUUUGAUGAAGAUGAAAUAGAUGGGACUGAUGACAGAGGGUUGCUUUACUGUGCAGCCAAGAGCUACAAGGCCACCAAAGACGAUGAGAUAAGCGUAGCCAUCGGUGCUGUGGUGGAGGUCCUGCAGAAGUCUGACAACGGCUGGUGGCUCAUCAGACACAAUGGUAAAGCAGGUUACAUCCCCACCAUGUACCUGCAGCCGUACAACUACCCUCACAUCCGCUUGACACCACACCAAGAUUUCCGCCCCUCCUCCCCGCUCCAAGUCCCGAGCUUAGAGCAGCAGUCGCAUCAGUUCAGCAACUCGCAAGGAAACCUGCUGCUGCUUUCGCCCGUCAGGUCCUCUCCGAACCUAAACGAAAGGCAGAGGUCGCGCUCUCUCAACAUCCUGUCUGACAACCUUCCUCCUCCGCCUGCCCGGCUCACCACCCCAAGCCCCCCGUCCGCUGCGAGGGUAGCCAUCACACCUACAUUCACCAAGAGUCCCUCUCCUCCUGCAAUCAUGGUCGAGAUGGAUGGAGACGACGCGGAAAGCGGCAGAAGCUGGAGAGACAAAAGCGCGGGAAGCUUUUCCAGCGACAGCUCCGACUUCAGCUUCGACGAUGACCUCAGCUCCUCCUCUGCCAGCUCCACCAUGACCCUGAGCCCGACCGCCAACGACGACCAGCUGCAUCUGAGUCGCACGCCGCCCCCUCCGACGAGAAACCGCCUGAGCCCGACGAGCGGCCAGGAGGGGAGGCUAAUGCCCAGCAUCUCCGAUCCGAACCUCUACAAGGGCCCAACGACGCCUAAGGUGCCACCCAGACCGCGGGCCCAGGAGAUCCUCACACGAUGCACCACUAUCACCCGCAAGAACGCAGCUAGAGGCGGCGCUUCACCCACACCACCUGAGAUUCUGGGUCGAUGAAGUUUCUCCUGAAGCCAACGUUUGCUUUACUUUAAAAAAAAAAAGGACCAAAGCAUGAAGUAAUAACCUGCUAGUGAGGUCACAGUAGAUGGUUCCUGCUUGUUUUAAGUCUUUGCUGGUUGCAAAGUGCUUGCUAAUUGGUGGAUUCAUGUUGGUACUCUGUAAAUACUACAACAGAUAUUGCAGUCUAGAUCUGCUCCUGUGUUACAUGUCCUGAGAUUUAAAAUAAUGUAUGACUUGAGGCUGUGUCGUGUAGAGACUGUUUGAUGAUCAACAGAGGGACAGUUAGAGGGACUGUGAUGAGAGCUAGCUACAGGAUAUGUUUGUCAAUCAGAAGGUGUAAAAUUAUGCUUUCAAAUUUUUUAACUAGUUGUUUUUAAUGUUGUGUUGAUACAAUUUUUGUUGGCAUCGUCUUUGAAGAGAGACGGCGAACAAGCAUGCAGAAAAUGUCAAAUGUACAAAGUUUUUGUUUCCAAAAAAAUCAGCAAAAUACGUAUAAGGUGAUUCAUCAGAAACACUAAAAGCACCUCUUAACUACUAUCUGUUUUGAAGAAUGAUUUAUUUUCCAUACUGGAAACCCUGUGUUGUGCCUUAUAUGCAUUUUGUCUGCUGUGUGAAACAGAGACAGAAUAUUUUUUUCUUUUUUGACCUUGACAAAAGUAAAUGUUUGUCUGGCUGUUUGUGUGUGUGUGUGUCUAUUUCCUGCUAUAGAGUUUCAGUUUAAUCAACCUAAAGAAUGGGAAGCUUGUUAAGAGUUGAAUACUGUCGGUUAAAAAAAAAAAAAAAAGGAUUUGCACUCCAGUAUCUGACUCUGUAAAUUUUGUCUGUAUUUGUAUGCACUCUAUGUAAAGAGCUUAAAACUAAUAAAAGCACAUUUCAGGAUCAAA